AUGAACAGCGCACAUCACCACGGUCGCGACGGCGCCGGCCAUCAACGCCGAGAAGCUGCAGCUGCGGCUGAAGCUGCAGAAGCUGAAACGGCUGCUCAAACAACCUCAGCCCGCGAACAACAAACGGCAGCUCCCCUUCGUCAAGCCCGCGGAGGGAUCCUUGCACCACCAGGACAGCAGCAACAACAACAGCCGCCACAAAUCAAGCCUACGAGAACGAUCACAGCGCCGCGAACCGAAACAACGCGCUCAGAGGAACUAGAAGAGCCCACCGUUGAACUCGUGCCCAGGACAGCCCGCCCUGCCCAAGUCACUGGCCUCGCCCCCCCGCCCGAGCCGGAGCUGCCACCAGCCAGACCAGACCCAGUCACAUCCUCCCCGUCCAGAGGCAUACACAACAGCCCGUCACGCUGGAGAACAAGAGCAAAGCAAAAAUCUUCACCUCUCAAGCAGCCACCGAUGCGACCCGACCAUGGGGACCAGCCAAGCCCGGUGCCGACGCCCCACGCACUCCAACGCCGACCGAACCCGCCUGCCGCAGGGGCCGCCGAUGACGAGGAACGCCCGCGCGACACGGCACGUCCCGACCCUGCGCGAAACGUCUCUCUGCUGGACCCUGAUAAGGUCAAGGAGAGGAAUGCGCUGCGCGACGAGCUUGCGCAACUGCAGAGGGACCUGGAGAUGGCGACGCAGGAGAACGCACGGCUGCUCAGCACACAGAACACGGGGCGCUACACCGCGCCGGGAAACAAGGAUAAGAUCCUCGAUCUCCUGCGGCGGUCGCUGAUACCCGCGGACUCGCUGGCGCCGGCGCCGCAGUCACAGCAGCUCAUGAUGGCGGCGCUGAACCCCAUCGGCCUGUUGCCCUUUAGCAAACCCGUGGCCACGCUGGUGCCGGACACGGAAGACGGCAGGGACAUUGCGUCGCACCACCCCAUAGAGAUGUCAGCAGAGGAGGAGCUCGCCUACCUGAAGGUGUUUAGCCCCUUCGACGUGACGUCGAGCGUCGCCGCGCUGCCUGCCACGCGCGAGCACCCAUUCCGCCAGCGGCGCAUACUCACGCUGCGGGACAGGGAGCGGCUGUUUCAGGCGCGCGUCGAGCUCAUCGUCAAUCCCAUGACGCUCGCCAUCCUCGAGCUGCGCGUGCUGUCGCUCGAGCCCUCCGCGGCUUCCGAGCUUCGGUCGUUCGUCGACACCGUCUGCGGCGGCGGCCCGUGCAACAGGAGCAUGCAGCGCAAUGUGGGCAUGCUCUUCUGGGCCAUGGCCGAGUGGCGGCGCGCGGCCGUCGAGCGCGCGGAGGCGUGGGCGCGGCUCGACGCCGAGGUCCUCGCCAAGGGCGGGCCGGCGCAGGCGGCGGCGGCGAUGCGGAGGCAGGCCGAGCAGACGAGCGAGAAGGUGGCGCCGCCGCCGCGAGAGGCCGUCGUACUGGGCGGCUCCGACCUGCGGUACCUCAUGGGCAAGCAGGCAUACGACAUACCCAUAGAGUCCGGGGGCAGUAAGCGGGACAAUGCGCAUAUACGGCUGGAGUGGAAGAUUUUCUUCGACUGGACGGGCGAGGCGGAGAGCAAGCUCGCAGUGUUGGAGGGCGUACCUGGAAAGUGGAGGAGAGCCGAUCGCCGCGGCAGCUUGGGCAAGCUGGGCGGCCUGUUCCAGGAUCUGGUGCGCGGGAGCGAAGAUAUUGACGUCGCCGCGCGCAAGAUCGCAGCCUUGCUGGUCGACGCCGCUGUUUAA
Messenger RNA from Cordyceps fumosorosea ARSEF 2679, 1731 nucleotides. RefSeq lists its product as hypothetical. The transcript is spliced from 3 exons. Bases 1 to 1731 code for a protein of 576 amino acids. Lineage: Eukaryota; Fungi; Ascomycota; Sordariomycetes; Hypocreales; Cordycipitaceae. The record is from RefSeq and is a predicted model, not a curated record.